AGUGUUAAAAGAUGAAGCAUCUUCGGAGUUACCUGCAAUUUAUUUUUAUUUUUUUUAUGUUUUUCCCAGACAAUUUGGCUGUGUGAAUUGUGUUGAUGAUUGAGGUUAUGAUUUAGGAGAUUCUAGAAGUACCAGAAACAGACAAGGUUUUCAUAACUGUAAAAAGUUGUAUAGAUAGAAGUGGAGGGGAAAGAAAAGCAAUAAUAGAACAUAUCACAUGCACAUGACCUCCAUUCUUCUUCACUGGUUGCAUUUUUUAUUUUUGUUUUUUUUCCCAAGUUUUCUUUUUGUCAUCAUUGUGAUCUUCUCACUAUUGCUUCAGUGGAUUGCUGAAAUGCCCAUGCCGGUUACAGGCCUUGUCCUCCACAGUCGGUGUUUUGUGGUGGUAGCUCUGUGAUAUUUCACUCCAAAUUAUGGGGGAAUCAAUAGUGGGGGCUCUAAAAGACGAAAACAAGAUGGGGGAGUCGGCUGCUUCUGAUGAUGUUCUUGAAGUGUCAGUGUCGUUUGGUAGGUUUGAGAAUGAUUCAUCUCUAUCCUGGGAGAAAUGGUCUUCAUUCUCCCCGAACAAGUACUUGGAAGAAGUUGAGAAGUGUUCGACGCCUGGAUCUGUAGCUCAGAAAAAGGCUUACUUUGAAGCCCAUUACAAGAAGAUUGCUGCUCGGAAGGCUGAGUUACUGGAUCUGGAGAAGCAAAUGGGAACGGACCCCUUGGGAUCAGAUGAUCCUAAUUGUGGAGAUCAGAUCAGAAAUACUGAUGGGAAUAAUACUGAGUUUGAUGUAUCUAAUGGUCAGAGUUCUGCAGAAGGAGUUGACCAAGACACCAACUUGAUCAGUGUGGUGACUACCACCCAUGUGGAUGAGCCCAGUGAGUCAAAUGAGGGUGCUCCAAUCACCAUAGAAUGCCAAAGCUCAUCAGUUGAGGAGGCUGAAGAAGAGUUGGAUAGCAAACAAGGUACCCCCAAAUUGAAGGAUGGGGAAGAAACUGUUUCGAUAAAGGAAGAGGCUUCUCCAAUGGGGUCUCAGAAUGCAAUGGAACUUCCCCCAAGUUUGGACAAUGGGACAGGGAACACUCCAAGGAUUAAGAAGGAAAGACCAAAAUUGGAUCCACCAAAGGAAACUAAAAAGAUUACUUUGGCGAAUAAGGAGAGGAAAACAGCAUCAGUAAUGAAGAAAGCAGUAUCGCCUAUAGCCAAGUCGCCACAAAUUUCCAAACCUAGAGAUUCAAAGCCGACACCAACUUCCAAAAUGAUAUCUUCAUCACAGCCAUCAAUAAAGAAGGCAAAUGGAUCAUCUUUACCAAAGAGCAAGAAUCCUUCUGCAGGAGAAAUCAAGAAACCAUCUCCAAGGAGCAAGAUUCCCUCUGCAGGGGAAUGGAAGAAAGUAGCUCCUACUUCCCUGCACAUGUCCCUUAGUCUGGGUCCCCCACAUUCUGAUUCAGCAUCCUUAACAACGACCAGAAAAUCACUCAUUAUGGAGAAAAUGGGGGAUAAGGACAUUGUUAGACGAGCCUUUAAGACAUUUCAGAAUAGUUUCAACCAAUUGAAACCUUCUAGUGAAGUUAGAUCUUCUGUACCAAAGCAGGUGUCUGCAAAGAGCACAGAACCAAGGGUUUCCACUUCUAUAACUACACAAAGAGAUGAGGAAAGGCCGCUCAAAGCUGGUGUUGUGGAUCAAAAAAACACCAAGACUGCCCCAACUUUUGGCUUGAGAAGUAAUGAAAGAGCAGAGAAACGGAAAGAGUUUUUCAAAAAAUUGGAGGAAAAAUCUAAUGCUAAACAGACAGAGAAAACACGCCUUCAAUCAAAAUCAAAGGAGCAAAAGGAGGUAGAGAUCAAAAAGCUAAGACAGAGCCUUAAUUUCAAGGCAACACCUAUGCCAGGAUUUUAUCAGGGACAGAGGACAUCAAAAGGCAAUUUGAAUAAGGAGGUUGCCAAGCAUGGUUCAUCAUUGGCCUGAGUUUGACUGGUGAAUCAUGAACAUCCAGAUGCCAUCAUCGGCAUUCAACAUAAACAGCAAUGGUGGAAAGGGGAUAAAUAUAUAUACUUUGGAGGCAAAUGUGCAAAUGGAAAAGAUAAUUUCUUGUGGGCGAGGACCGAUCCCAUGGUAUUGUUGCUCAAGUGAUGGAUGAGUUAGAGAGGCAGUGUCUCUAAAAUGGGUACAACAGAUGAGGUUUAUGGUCAGUCUUGUUGGUUUGGUCAGUGGGAGAUUCAAGAGGCCAGGCCUAUGUACAUCAGAUAAUAGAUAGUACUCUCAUCAUCUUUGCUGCUGGUUAUCUUUUCCUCUCACUUCUACUUUUGGAGAGACAUGUAUUUAAAAAAUUUUUUUAAAAAAAAAAAAAAACAAUAAGGAAAAUGUUGUGUAGAAAAAAGUGUUUGUGUUGUUGACAAAUUCUCAGACUGUUUAAGGGCAUAGGAUUCUUGUUGGUGGCACCUUCCUUCUUAUAUCGUACUCUGUAGUUGUAUCAUGUAUAAGAGGUUAUGAUUUAUGCUUCCAGUCAAUUCUUGUAAUACUAGAUUAGAUCAUAUAUAUGUACAUUUCUGAAAAUCAUAAACUCAUAGUCAUGCAGUCUUAAUUGGAAAUCAAUGAAGUGUAGGAGAGUAUUAUAGUG
Messenger RNA from Vitis riparia (riverbank grape), 2607 nucleotides. Its product is annotated as protein WVD2-like 7. NCBI's taxonomy places the organism in Eukaryota, Viridiplantae, Streptophyta, Magnoliopsida, Vitales, Vitaceae. The record is from RefSeq and is a predicted model, not a curated record. The transcript is spliced from 8 exons. The coding region runs from base 414 to 1955 and encodes 513 amino acids.